AUGACCAACUGCUGCUCCCCUUGCUGCCAGCCCACCUGCUGCAGGACCACCUGCUGCAGGACCACCUGCUGGAGACCCACCUGUGUGACCAGCUGCUGCCAGCCCUGCUGCCAGCCCAGCUGCGGCGGCUCCAGCUGCUGCCAGCCUUGCUGCCAAACCACCUGCUGCACAACCCGCUUCAGACCCACCUGUGUGAGCAGCUGCUGCAGCACACCCUGCUGCCAGCCCUGCUGCUGCGUGUCCAGCUGCUGCCAGCCCUGCUGCCAGCCCCGCUGCUGUGAGUCCAGCUGCUGCCAGCCCUGCUGCCAGUCCAGCUGCUGCCAGCCCUGCUGCCAGCCCCGCUGCUGUGAGUCCAGCUGCUGCCAGCCCUGCUGCCAGUCCAGCUGCUGCCAGCCCAGCUGCUGCCAGCCAGUUUGCUCUGGACCUGUGUACUGUACAAGAACCUGCUACUACCCUACAUGCGUCCGUGUGCCUGGUUGUCUGUCCCAGGGCUGUGGAUCCAGUUGCUGCCAGCCCUGUAGCUGCUGA
Perognathus longimembris pacificus (Pacific pocket mouse) is the source of this 528-nucleotide messenger RNA. Its product is annotated as keratin-associated protein 9-8-like. Bases 1 to 528 code for a protein of 175 amino acids. Lineage: Eukaryota; Metazoa; Chordata; Mammalia; Rodentia; Heteromyidae. Gene Ontology annotation, cellular component: keratin filament. The record is from RefSeq and is a predicted model, not a curated record. The transcript has a single exon.